CAGUUGAAAAUAUAUCGUCGAAGUGAUAACCCGCACUGUAGUUCCUAUGUCGGUCGGUCGGUCGCGAGUGAAAUAAAUUUCAAUAGCCAGAGUCGAACCAAAUUUUUCUGGCGCUCAUCCGAAAGAGGUUGUUGCGAAACCCGUAUCGUGCUAUCCGUAGUGGCUUAAAAGCAACAACUUGAAACAGUGCAAGUGACCAAAGCCCCAGAUCGCUAAUUAGGUGGUCCUAAGAUAGUGAUCAUCCAUCCAUGCGUGCCAGUAACAAACACGACAUCGUGACCAGCGCAGCGCAGUAUCCCGUCAUCACCGUGAAUUGAUCCUUCUGGGCCGUCUGCUACCAGACGGAAGAAAAUCCUUCAACGAGCAAAGGGUAAGCCCCAUCAUUUGGUGGUCCUUCGAGCCGGACAGCAAGGUCCGGAAUCGAGCGACAAGGAGGACGCUUUCGGGUCGACCAACAUGUACCAGGCAAUUCAACCGUCCCAGCACCAGAUCAUAACCGCAAAGUCUCCUCUAUUGGCGCCAGUGUGUGUCAAAUACGGGGGUGAAGCAAGGAAUGCCCAGCGAGUGCUAAUUCGACCCUUGGGAAACAAUCAGGCCCAGAUCGUGGCCCGCAUAAAAACCCAACCCGAUGGCACCACUCAAGUCAUACCAUUAGUAAAUCCUCAUCGUGCUCCAAUUGAGCCCCAACCUAUUCAACAAGGGGAUCAAGCUGCUUCGACUCAGCAAGGAACCACUCAGAGAGUUCUACAUCAACCCGUUUCUGCCACCUCCGUCCACGACACGUUAACCACUCCUGGAGGAUCUCAAAAAAUAUUCCACCAGCAGCAGCCUUCAGAUGCGGCCAUUAGGAGCAUCACCCCCAAACGAAUUUGUAUCCAGAAAGGUCCGGGAUCGAACGGCAAGUAGGACGUUUUCGAGCCGACCAACACCUACCAGGCAAGUCAACCGUCCCAGCCCCAGAUCAUAGCUGCACAGCCUCCACUAGUAGUGCCAGUACAAAUCCAACACGGAAGUGAAGCAACGAAUGCCGCGAUAAUUGCUGAUGGCAACCUGAUGAGCCAUGUCCAGUAGGGUGCCAAUGGAACGUAUGGGAAAAAAUUGACCAUCUAAUUUCAAAAACGGGUAGUGCUCAAAAGUUUCGUCUCCUCAAGAAAAGUCU
Aedes albopictus (Asian tiger mosquito) is the source of this 1159-nucleotide messenger RNA. RefSeq names its product nucleosome-remodeling factor subunit NURF301-like. The transcript has a single exon. The coding region runs from base 457 to 906 and encodes 149 amino acids. The record is from RefSeq and is a predicted model, not a curated record. NCBI's taxonomy places the organism in Eukaryota, Metazoa, Arthropoda, Insecta, Diptera, Culicidae.